AUGAAGACAUACUCGCUAAAAGACACUGGGGGUCUGCUGGUUGCCGCCCUCUUUGCCAUGGUCCGACUUUCAGCAGGACAUUCCUGGCCCGAGCAAGUGAGGCGCAUCGCACCAAACGGCACCAUGGUCGGCCCAGUGGGCUACUCGAGGGCUUACCAGACUGGGGACAAUCAGUACCAGCUUAUUCACGGACUCGAUUCUGCUCUCCUUUAUAUGCCAGAAAGGGCAGUCCUCACUGAUCAAAGUUACAACGUUAACUAUGCAAUGCCAAAGGCUGCCCCAGGAGACUGGGUAGCUAUCCAAUACAACGAGAAUGGCCACGUCUCGCUCCCAGAGUCACCCCAGCUCAACAGGGUAUCACCUGUAAAUCGUGGUACCAUCUACCUCUAUGGAACGACCAACAACAACCUAGCCGAUGUCCGCUUCGCUGACGUCCACCUCAAAUGGACGGCUGAUGGCACCGGCGGCGAUAAGAAGGGAAGGCUCUUGGCUACCAGGCACUAUGACGACGGCCAAUGUCGUGAGCCCCUCAACCCAGCAACUGGCGACCCCGCAGGCAUCAAAGCUUUCCGCCAGGCCAAUUUCAAGAUUCCGGAUAUAAUGGGAGGACGCCUAAUGUGCCAGUCGGAUAUCAAGCUCCCGGCUGACCUCAAAAUUGGACAAGUGUAUACAAUCAUUUGGGUCUGGGACUGGCCACAAACGAGAGAACGAGGCGUUGCCGUCUCUCCUUAUACCUUCAUCGAGGAGAACAAGGACGCUAUAGUGUCAGUUCCGGAAAUAUACACCGGAGUUGUCGAUAUCAAUAUUGUCGACCCCUGCGACGAAAGCCUUGGUGAAGUUAAGGGUCCUGGAUGCAAGGGUGGGGGCAAGACUGACGUGCAGUUUGUGGAAACGGACUUCAGCAAAGCUGCUAUCAGAGCGCAGAUGGCGAAUCUUUUCAUGGUCAAAGUCCCGCAGAAAGGCAAGGCCGCGAAAGCUGGCGUCGACUAUAACGAAGCUGAUAUCCCAAUGGCCGGUUUGAUCGGGAGAACAGAUAGACCGAAUCCCAUUCCAUACGAUAUUCAGGCUAGGAACAUGGCCCGACAAAAGAGCUUGUUUGUACAAGUAGGAGGCAGCGUUAAUGCUCCUUCCGCAAGCUCUCACACCGGUGGUGGUUCUGUUAGCGCCUCAUCUUCGACAGCUUCUUCUGCAACCCAAACCGGAAGCCCUCCCGCCGGCGGAGUUUUUCUUAGCGCCUCAUCUUCGACCGCUCCCGCUCCGGCAGCAUCUUCUGCGCCUGUUUCGUCUGCAUCCCAAGCAUCAAACUCGGCCCCUACUUCGAUACCAGCCACUGUAUCUCAGGAAUCCAGUGUGUCCGCACCAGUUAGCACCAACAACCCGACUGAAGGAAACGGCCAAAAUCCCAUCGCCGGAAACACCAAGUUUGUGAUGGUCACGCAGACCAUCACCAUGCCCGCGUCUACCGUCUACGUAACCGAGACCACCCAGAUUGCUAUCAUGACUGCGACCAUCUACGAGACCGCGUACAACCAGACCACGAGCGCUCCCAAGUUCCGUCGUGGAAAAGGCCAAUGGGGCUUUGUCGGCAGGAAUUGA
This is a messenger RNA of Neurospora tetraspora, 1596 nucleotides long. RefSeq lists its product as uncharacterized. The transcript has a single exon. The coding region runs from base 1 to 1596 and encodes 531 amino acids. NCBI's taxonomy places the organism in Eukaryota, Fungi, Ascomycota, Sordariomycetes, Sordariales, Sordariaceae. The record is from RefSeq and is a predicted model, not a curated record.